Messenger RNA from Polypterus senegalus (gray bichir), 3175 nucleotides. It is a transcript of the gene ankk1, whose product is annotated as ankyrin repeat and kinase domain containing 1. The record is from RefSeq and is a predicted model, not a curated record. Gene Ontology annotation, biological process: protein phosphorylation. Lineage: Eukaryota; Metazoa; Chordata; Cladistia; Polypteriformes; Polypteridae. Bases 56 to 2404 code for a protein of 782 amino acids. The transcript has 8 exons. Gene Ontology annotation, molecular function: ATP binding; protein binding; protein kinase activity.
UGAGUUGCUAAGGGCAUGUGCAACAAUACAGGUGCAAAAACAUAAAUCAGGGUUCAUGGCUUUACCUGAAGGCGAGCAGCUGAGAAAUCUCAGUUGUUUCAAAAAAGACGACUUUGAGCCCAACUGGGUGAAAAUUGCAGCUGGUGGAUUUGGCCAGAUCUAUAAGGUGAAGCAUAAGUUAUGGAGAGAGACAUUUGCAGUGAAAAGCUGUUCAGCUGUGCCCUGUGACACAGAACUCUUUAGAAAUCUGAUGGAAGAAGCAGCCAAAAUGGGGAAGAUAGAGUUUCGAUUUAUUCUACCCAUUUAUGGAAUCUGCAGAGAUCCACCUGCCCUGGUGAUGGAAUACAUGAUAAAUGGCUCAUUAGACAACGUGCUCUGUAGUCAGAAGCUCACAUGGUCCAAAAAGUUUCAAAUCAUCCAUGAAGUAACCAUGGGAAUGAACUUCCUGCAUUGCAUGACACCACCUUUGUUGCACCUUGACCUGAAGCCGGGGAAUAUUCUUCUAGAUGAAUACUUGCAUGUUAAGAUUUCAGAUUUUGGACUAUCCAAAUGGAAAGAGUAUUCAAGCAGAAUGGAACUUUUAGACCGAUCAUCUGUCAGAGGAACAGUUAGCUAUAUCCCUCCUGAAAUGUUUUUAGAAAAUAGUCGACCUCCUGGCACCAAAACUGAUGUUUACAGCUUUGCUAUUGUCAUUUGGGGAAUCCUGACACAGAGAAUACCCUACCCAGGGGCCAGCAUAAUGACUGUAAUCUUCAAAGUAGUAGUAGGAGAAAGGCCUAGUCUGGAGGACCUCCCAGAGGACAGGCCCUUUGAAUGUGAACAAAUGAUUGACUUAAUGGAAAGAUGUUGGGAGCAGGAGUCAAAGGAGAGACCAAGUUUUGCAGAUAUCGUUAAAGAAACUGAAGUACUCAAUGAAAUGAUAAAGUCAGUAGAUAUAGCACAUGGAUGUAAUGAUGAAGGAAAGACCCAUCAACUUGUGUACUGCAAACAGUCCAGCAGCAUCAAAGAAGCACCACAAGUGGAGAAGGAGCCAGUGGCAAAGCCAGGUGAUGGACAGUCAGAAAACUUUAUCAUCAGUGUUUUAUCAAAAAAGGACUUUGAUACAUUUAAAACCAUUGUCAAGAAAGAAGAUGCAUUUGUGAUUUACGAGGACAACUAUACCUUGCUGCACUAUGCAGUGGCCAGUGGAGAUUUUAAAACAGUGAAAGAGGUGCUGCAAAUGGGGGCGGUUGUUAAUUCCCAAAGCAUAAAUGGCUACACUCCACUAAUCACAGCUGCUUUGUAUCGACAUUUUGACGUUUGCUGUUUGUUAAUUGAACAUAAGGCAGAUGUGAACUUAACCGAUGAAGACAAAUGGACCCCUCUGCAUUUUGCAGCUCAAAAUGGCGAUGACAGAAUUGCUCGUCUUUUGCUAGACAAUCACGCCACAGUUAAUGCUAGAGAACGUGAUGGAUGGACACCUCUUCAUUUGUCAUGCCAAAAUGGCCAUGAAAAUGUUGUACGUGUUCUGCUACCUCGUCAUGCAGAGAUUGACCUGCAGGAAAAUGAGAACCGGACAGCUCUUCAUAUUGCAGCUUCCUACGGUCACAUAAGUAUUGUUACUCUUCUGAUAAAACACAGAGCUGAUCUAAACAAAAAGCAAAAUGAGAAUCAAACACCUUUGCAUCUUGCCUCAGAAAAAGGACAUUUUAGAGUAGCAAGACUGCUAGUUAAAAGUGGAGCUGAUGUCAACAGUCUGGAUAAUAAUAAUUAUACAGUUCUUCACAUGGCUGCCUUAAAGGGACACAAUGGAAUAUGCAGACAUCUACUAAAACAUGGAGGCAAUACAAAUUUGAAAACAUCACAAGGUUGGACACCAUUACACUUGGCAUCUUUCCGAGGGCGAUCUGCCACAGUGCGAUUGCUGCUAGAAAAUCAGGCUGAACUUAAUGCAAGAGGAGAGAAGGGUUGGACGCCCCUCCAUCUGGCCACUCGCUAUGGUAAGGAAGAAGUGAUUACAGAGCUCCUAAAGGCUAAUGCUGACCCUAACAUAGCAGAAGAUUCUGGCUGGACACCGCUCCACUUUUCCACCCAAAAAGGAAGUUUAAUCAGCGUUCUUCAAUUGAUCCGUUCUCAUGCCGAAAUAAAUGCAAGAAACAUCCUUGGAUGGACGCCUUUGCAUCUUGCCACUCUGAAUGGUAAUGUCUUGAUAGUCCAGGCCUUACUAAUUAAUAAAGCUGACAAAACUAUUAAAGAUUUAUCUGGCUGUACAGCAGUACAGUUAGCAAUCAGAAACAAAAAAGAAAGCAUUUCAGAACUCUUUACUGAAGAUUCAGUUCCAGACUCUGAUAAUAAUUUUUCCACCAUUCUACAUCAGGCUUUAGACCUACCUGUAAAUAAUCCUCCCAAUCCACAACACCAAUAAAUAUACUGUACAUAUAAAUUCAAGUUUUUAUUAUAUCAUUUUAAACUGUAAAACAUUUGCAUGCAUUUACAAUAUGACAAGUCUAGUAUUACAUUAAUGAGGAAAGACUCGUUUAACUUGAAUUGAUAAAAAACAAUUUAUUUCUUGCAUAGUCCAAAAUCACAUAAGGAAUGCGUCAAUGAGCUUUAACAGGCCCUGUUUUGUGACAGCCCCAUAGCCUUGUCUCCCUAAAAAGACGAAAAAUAAAAACCUCCCAAAUAAAGAAACCUUUGUAGGGAAAGUAAAAAAUGGAAGAAAUCUUUGGCAAUUCAAAGUGUGUCAAAAAAUGGGGCAAGUACAAUAUACAAGACAGAACACAAGUAAUCCUCUUCACAAAGCUGGGUGGCCAACCUUUCAUGGCCACCUCAUAAAUAUGUACAAUACAACAGUAUAAACUACUUUGCUUUUGCACAGCUCUCCUCGCCAAGUGCAGGCACACAGCACCACGACAACUCUCAAGACAAGAUACAAGGAUAGAUUGUGUCACUCACUGGAUACAGAACUAUACAGAAGCCUAUUAGGGCCAUGGAGAAGAAAAAAACAUAUGGACACAGUGAAGAAAAAAAAAAGUGUCAACAUGCUGACUUAAUUCUCGACAUUUCCACUUUAAUCUCGACUCUAAUGUCGAGAUGAAAGUCGUCAUGUUGACCUUAUUCUCGACUUUUCCACUUUAAUCUCGACACUUCCACUUUAUUCUUGUAGUUUACUUUGUAAUUAAAGUAGGAUGUUGUA